Messenger RNA from Camellia sinensis, 491 nucleotides. NCBI's taxonomy places the organism in Eukaryota, Viridiplantae, Streptophyta, Magnoliopsida, Ericales, Theaceae. The record is from RefSeq and is a predicted model, not a curated record.
GACGCGAUCCAUUGAUGCUCGAAUGAAUGAUGCAAAAAGAGAGGUUAUUGAAAUCCCAGAAACUAUUGAAGAGUUGGAGCAGUAUGCUGAGGACACUGUUUCAACUAUCUUGUACAUGAUUCUUCAAGAAGGUGGUAUCAAGUCCACUGCUGCAAAUCAUGCAGCUUCACAUAUUGGCAAGGCUAGUGGCCUUCUUUUUCUGCUUAAGUCGUUGCCGUACCAUGCUAGCCGCAGCCGUCAGUUUUCUUACAUACCUGCUAAAGUGACAGCCAAACACGGGUUGUUGGUUAACCAGGGAGGCCAAAUGGAGAUUUGCGUGGACUCUCGCGAGUGUUUGUGUGAUGCUGUUUUUGAGAUGGCAUCUGUAGCUAAUUCGCAUCUCCAGAAAGCUCAUGAAUUAGCUGGAAUAGUGCCUGAGGAAGCUCGUCCAGUGCUUUUGCCGGUUGUGCCUGCCUAGGUUCUUUUGGAUUCUUUGAGGCGUGCACAUUUUG